CCUGCACUGGAGACACUGACCAGUGCGGGCGGUCGCAGCCUCGACUCGCGGAGCCGCUACUGCAGAAAAUGUCCAUAGAGGAUCGUAUUACACUGCGCUCCAUCUUUAAACCACUUUCUGUGCCGUUAGCUGCAGCGGGACACAACAGUACAGGAUACGUGCCGAGAAACGUUAGGAAAUAGGCAACGCCUUGUUGCAGAAGAAAAUCAAACAAACAUUCUCGAAUGGGCAGCUGUGAAGAUUCAACAUGAUUGAGUCAAUAGAUACCCAGCGUGCCUUGCAGGCGGUGGAGCGUCUGCAGGCCAAGCUGAAGGAGAGGGGGGACGUGCCCACCGAGGAGAAGCUGAGCCUGCUGAGGUCGGUGCUGCAGAGCCCCCUCUUCCACCAGAUUCUCAGCCUGCAGAGGUCCGUCCAGCAGCUCAAAGAUCAGGGGAACGCGGUGGUGCACAGCGAGCCGUGCCCCCCGCCCGCGAGCGAGCCCUAUGCCCUGGCUCUCCCGAACGGCGGCCGCACGGCCCACCCGGACCCCCCGGCCACCGCCGCCGCCACCGCCGCCCAGAUCAACGGCGGGCCGCCGCCCGAAGACUUGGAGCACGUCGUCCGAUCCAUGGCUCAGGGGCGCUACGUGACGCGCGUGGAGCUGUUGAAGCCCGUCUCCGGGGACCUGGGCUUCAGUGUCGUCGGGCUGCGGAGCGAGAACAGGGGCGAGCUGGGCGUCUUUGUGCAGGAGAUCCAGCCCGGGAGCGUCGCGCACUGCGACGGGAGGCUGCGGGAGGCCGAUCAGAUCCUGGCCAUCAACGGGCAGCCGCUGGACCAGACGGUGAGCCACCAGCAGGCGGUGAGCGCGCUGCAGAAGGCCGUGGAGAAGGUGCAGCUCACUGUGGCCCGAGGGCCCAUCCCUCAGCUGGCCAGUCCCGUGGUGUCCCGCACCCCGUCCGCCGCCAGCACCCUGUCAGCGCACUCCAACGUGGCUCACUGGCAGCAUGUAGAGACCAUCGAGCUGGUGAACGACGGAACGGGACUGGGGUUCGGCAUCGUGGGGGGGAAGUCCACGGGCGUCAUCGUCAAAACCAUCCUUCCCGGAGGGAUAGCUGAUCAGGAUGGACGACUGCACAGCGGGGACCACAUCCUAAAGAUCGGCGACACCGACCUCUAUGGGAUGGGUAGCGAGCAGGUGGCCCAGGUGCUGCGGCAGUGCGGCAACAGGGUCAAGCUGGUCAUCACCAGGGGAGGCCUUGACGACAGCACCUCUCAUCCUGUCGUGCUGCCCACUGUUGCCGAGCAGCAGGGCUAUGAAGAGGAAGACGCUGACACCUUCGAUGUAGAGCUCACUAAAAACGCACAGGGGUUGGGCAUCACCAUCGCUGGCUAUGUGGGAGACAGAAACUCAGAGCCCUCUGGUAUUUUUGUAAAGAGUAUUACUAAAGACAGUGCUGUUGAGCAAGAUGGUCGGAUCCACGUUGGUGACCAGAUCAUAGCUGUGGAUGGCACCAACAUCCAGGGCUACACCAACCAGCAGGCGGUGGAGGUCCUGAGGCACACGGGCCAGGUGGUGCACCUGAAGCUGGUGCGGAGGGGCUUCCGGCCUGACGAGCCCCCGCUGGCCCCCGCCGAGCCGAAACCCCCGCUGACCUCGCUGCAGAACCUCGCCGUGGACCGGCUGGACGCCACGCUCGAGAACGAGCUCUACCCGUCGCUCUGCGGAAACAGCAGCCUGAUCACCGCCGACGCCGACCGGCCGGACGUGAAGGAGGGACUCAAAUUAACUGCAGCUGAGGAGCAGGAGCUGAUGAGGAAGUGGCAGUCCAUUCUUGGCUCCAGCAAUGAAGUAAUAGUGGCGCAGGUGGAGAAGUUCAGCGAGAGCAGCGGGCUGGGCAUCAGCCUGGAGGCCAGCGGCGGGCACCACUACAUUCGCUCGGUCCUGCCCGAGGGGCCCGUGGGGCGCAGCGGGAAGCUCUUCAGCGGGGACGAGCUCCUGGAGGUGAAUGGGAUCUCCCUCAUUGGCGAGAGUCACAAGGAGGUGGUGAGCAUUCUGAAGGAGCUCCCCGUGGGCGUGUACAUGACAUGCUGUCGCCCCGCCCCCCGCCUGAAGAGUGACGCCGAUGUCCCCCAGCCCACCCUGGAGGAGGAGGAGGAGGCGCAGCCGGAGUCCGCCGAGAAGGGGGGCCAUGACGGAUUCGUCGUUUCCGCGGAAACGGACGACGCCGCGAAGGCCAACGCGACAGACGAGACGCUAGGGUCCACUCUGGCCAUGUGGGAGACGGAGAUUCAAGACAUCGAUCUGGAAAAGGGAGACUGCGGCCUGGGGUUCAGUAUUUUAGACUAUCAGGACCCCGUGGAUCCCGCCAAAACGGUGAUCGUCAUCCGCUCGCUGGUGCCCGACGGCGUGGCGGAGCUGGACGGCCGCCUCCUGCCCGGCGACCGGCUGAUGUUCGUCAACGACACGGACCUGGAGAACGCCAGCCUGGAGGACGCCGUGCAGGCGCUGAAAGGGGCGGCUAUGGGGACCGUCCGGAUCGGGACUGUGUUUUCUCUCUCCUCCUCUGCUUCUUUUAUUCACCCCCCCCCCCACUUCCUGUUUGCUCAGAUCGACUCCGUCGAAGCGGAGCUGACGGACGAGAGGACGUUUGAUCGGCGGUUCUCCGGAGAUGCGGACGACACCUUCCACGCGUCCCUGCUCGGUCUCCACGGCAGCGCCCACAGCGCCGAUCUGCGCUUCCAGAUGUCCGCGCUGGCGUCGACGCCGGAGGCAGCUCAGGAGGACCUGUUUGCGGAGGCCUCCUUCCCGGCGCCGCUGGCUGGAUUCGCUGACGAAGCUGAACCCUUUUCCCCGGAAGAGAAGCCCAUAGUUUUCUCCCGGCCCUGGGGUUCCGCGGCCCCUCCCCUGUCGCUCGGCGAAGCGCCGCUCCGGCACGGCUUCGAGCUGGCGGAGCCCGAGCAGCGCUCCGCGCCAGAGGUGGCGCCCCCCGGUGGUCAUGAUGAGGAGCGGGAGUCUGCAGAGACUGCCUUGGCCAUCGAGGCCUUCCCUGACAUUACGCUCCAUCUCAGGGGGGGUGACUCCCCAGGGACGAGCACAGAGGAGCUCUGCAUUAACCCACCAGUCCAUGAAGGCUUUGUGAAGGAAGAAGAGCUAUGCGCGGAAUCCAACCCCAUGGAGGGGGCAGAUAAACAACAGGCCGCCGCAGGAAGCACCUUUGAAAGGACAAUUACAGUUGUCAAGGGCAACUCCAGUCUCGGGAUGACCGUGAGCGCCAUAAAGGACGGCUCGGGGAUGCUGAUCCGCAGCAUCAUCCACGGCGGGUCCAUCAGCCGCGACGGCCGCCUGGGCGUGGGCGACUGCAUUUUGGCUGUCAACGGCGAGCCCACCACUCACCUGACCAACGCCCAGGCCCGGGCCAUGCUCAGGAGGCACUCUCUCGUUGGGCCAGACAUCAGAUCUUCUUGCGUGCCAGAGGACGAUCAGUGCCCCUAUUAUGUCAUCACAUACGUCCCGGCAGAAUAUCUGGAGGAGUACAGGCUCAGCACAGGAUGCCAGAAUGAGGACGUCUUCACCCCCGAUGCACCUCCGCCUCCAAGCGGAGAGAUCCCGGAGCUUCCGGAGCGGGAGGACGGAGAGGGGGAGGAGAGCGAGCUCCAGAGCGCCGCCUACAACAACUGGAACCUGCCCAGGAAAGUGGAACUGUACAGGGAGCCAGGGAAGUCCCUGGGCAUCAGCAUCGUCGGGGGGCGUGGCAUGGGCAGCCGCCUUAGCAACGGAGAGGUAAUGAGGGGCAUCUUCAUCAAGCACAUCCUGGAGGACAGCCCUGCCGGUCACAACGGAACUCUGAAGACCGGGGACAGGAUCGUGGAGGUUGACGGGGCGGACCUGCGGGACGCGAGCCACGAGCAGGCGGUGGAGGCAAUCCGACGGGCAGGAAACCCCGUGGUCUUCCUGGUGCAGAGCCUCGCCCACAGGACCCGGCCCGACUCCGUUCGUAGCCCCACCCCUACCCCCGUCAUUGAGAAAUAUGUCACCGCAUUAAAGUCCUUUCCGCACCAGCCACGCAAGUCAUCAACUGCCGACGCCAUCGAAGAAAAGGAGACCCUGAAAACCACGCACAGCAGUGCCAAGGGGGCUGAGAGUCACAGUAGACUUUUCCUCCGCCUCUCCCCAACUAACCCCUUUACUCCUACUCCGUUUAAGCCUCCGGCGCCCAGGGACGCGGGGAAGCUUCCGGGGUCGUUCCCCGCCCCGCUCGCCCUGCCCGUGGUCCCUCUCGUGGGGGAGACGGACACGGACACGCUGACGGAGAUCCCGGACAGGCCGGCGCCCCCGACCGACCCGCUGGGGGAGGAGGACGAGUUCGGCUACAGCUGGAAGAAGGUGAUCCAGCGCUACGGCAGCCUGCCGGGGGAGCUGCACAUGAUCGAGCUGGAGAAGGGCCGCGCCGGCCUGGGCCUCAGCCUGGCGGGGAACAAGGACCGCUCCCGCAUGAGCGUCUUCGUGGUGGGCAUCGACCCCCGCGGGGCUGCCGGGGCCGACGGCCGCAUCCUGGUGGGGGACGAGCUCCUGGAGAUAAACGGGCAGAUCCUGUACGGCCGCAGCCACCAGAACGCCUCGUCCAUCAUCAAAAGCGCCCCCUCCAAGGUGAAGAUCAUCUUCAUCAGGAACACGGAGGCGCUGGACCAGAUGGCCGUGGGGCCUGUGAAGGAGUACGGAGACGCGCUGGAUUCACAGACAGAGGACAUGUGUGCUGCGGUUUCGCCUUCAGCGAUCGACGUGGACAUGUUCCGAUACGUGCAGCACGUAACGCUGUCCAAGGACCAGGGUGGGCUGGGCAUCGCCAUCAGCGAGGAGGACACCAAGACCGGGGUGCUGAUCAAGAGCCUGACCGAACACGGAGCAGCGGGGAAGGAUGGCAGAAUUAAAGUUGGAGAUAAAAUUCUGGCUGUGGACGAUGACCUGGUCAUAGGACACCCUGUGGAGAAGGUGAUUAAUCUGCUGAAGAAGUCCAAGAGCACGGUGAAGCUGACCGUCUGCACGGACGAGUCCCUGCCCUCCUCCUCCUCCUCGUCCUCCUCCUCCUCCUGCGAUCCCGCCAGGAGAACUUCCGACGGACGGAUAACCGGCAUCCCCAGUGUCCCUCUCGUUUCCGUGGGAACCCCAGAUGCGGAGCCAGUUCGGAGUUCCAGCAGGUCGUCCACCCCUGGCACUCUGACCUCCGACCCGGUGACCUGUCCCAUCAUCCCCGGCUGCGAGACCACCAUAGAGAUCUCCAAGGGACGCACCGGACUGGGCCUCAGCAUCGUGGGGGGAUGUGACACGCUGCUGGGUGCCAUCAUCAUUCACGAAGUCUACGAGGAGGGAGCUGCUUCCAAAGACGGGAGGCUGUGGGCGGGGGAUCAGAUCCUGGAGGUUAACGGUAUAGACCUGCGGGUGGCCACGCAUGAUGAGGCCAUAAACGUGCUGCGCCAGACGCCGCAGAAGGUGCGGCUGAGCGUGUAUCGGGACGAGGCGCAGUACAAGGAGGAGGACACGUGGGACGUGCUUUUCGUGGAGCUGCAGAAGCGGGCCGGCCAGGGCCUGGGGCUCAGCAUCGUUGGGAAAAGGAACGAUACGGGGGUGUUCGUUUCGGACAUAGUGAAAGGAGGCAUAGUCGAGGUGGACGGGAGGUUGAUGCCGGGCGACCAGAUCCUGUCCGUCAACGGCGAAGACGUCCGAUUGGCCACUCAGGAGUCCGUGGCCGCCCUGCUGAAGUGCUGCACCGGGCCCAUUAACCUGGAAAUAGGCAGGUUCAAGGCGGGGCCCUUCCAUAGCGAGAGAAGGCUCUCCCACAGUAGCCAGUUCAGCGAAACGGGCAGCUACGGAGACGCUCCUUACGUCCUGUCCGGGCCUGGAGGUCUGUCAGAGGAUGCGGACGACAGGAGGAAGAGCCAUGAUUUGUCUGACUACCAGGAGAUCAGAACCGUCGAGUUUACAAAGGAACCCGCGGACUCUUUGGGGAUCAGCAUCGCCGGGGGGUUGGGGAGCCCCCUCGGAGACGUUCCCAUCUUCAUCGCCAUGAUGCACCCCACAGGACUGGCUGCGCAGACCCACAAGCUGAAAAUUGGAGACAGGAUCAUCACCAUCUGUGGCACUCCUACAGAGAACAUGAGUCACACCCAGGCCGUCUCCCUGCUGAAGAACGCCUCGGGCACCAUCGAGCUGCAGGUGGUGGCGGGCGGGGACACCAGCGUGACGGGGCCCCCUCAGGAGCAGACGGCCGCCGGUCUCUCUCUCUCCGGACUCACGGCCAGCAGCAUCUUCCACGACGACCUGGGGCCGCCGCAGUACAAGACGAUCACUCUGGACAGGGGCCCCGACGGCCUGGGCUUCAGCAUCGUCGGGGGUUACGGCAGCCCGCACGGAGACCUCCCCAUCUACGUGAAAACCGUGUUCGGCAAGGGCGCUGCCUCUGAAGAUGGCCGUUUGAAGCGUGGAGAUCAGAUCAUUGCCGUGAACGCGCAGAGCUUGGAGGGCGUCACCCACGAAGAGGCAGUGGGGAUACUGAAGAGGACCAAAGGAAGCGUCACUCUCACUGUGCUCUCUUAAACGUGCACUCCCUGCUGGUCUCACUCUCAUAAACGUGCAAUCCCUGCUGGUCUCACUCUCAUAAACGUGCACUCCUUGCUGGUCUCACUCUCAUAAAAGUGCACUCUCUGUUGAUCUCUCUCACUGUGCUCUCUUAAACGUGCACUUCCUGCUGGUCUCACUCAGUGGGCUCUCUUAAAUGUGCACUUCCUGCUGGUCUCACACAGUGUACUCUCAUAGACGUGCACUUCCUGCUGGUCUCACUUUCAUAAACGUGCACUUCCUGCUGGUCUUACUCUCAUAAACGUGCACUCCCUGCUGGUCUCCUGCACACACAAACACAAUUUUAUUUUCCUCGUAGCCAUGAACACUGUGAUCUAUGUAUUUCCAUUCCACUGAUUCCCUGUUACUCUAAUAACGGAACUGCUGGUUUUCCACCCUCCCUUUACCUGGGAGUCAGGUGUGAAGAUCAUCUGGCCAAUCAGUAGCACUAAUUGUUCAGGUAAUUAUCCGGGUGGAAAGAAAACCAGGGCCGGAUUUAGAUUUUGAUUGAGUAUACCGGUGCUGAAGUAUGCACCUACUGUGAGUAGGCCUUAGCCUUCUGGAAGCCGAUCACUGAACACGUAACAGAACACGGUGGAACUACUGAGGCCAUUCCGUCUAACUUCCUCUACUCCGGGAUCAAAUGAUGUUCUGUCUUUUUUUCAUUUUCAGACGCACUGUCUGAAUACUGUUUUAGCGGAGGGUGUCCUGUAUAAAGAGGGCACGGAUACAAGUGUCUCCUGUUGGGGAAACUGCUGUUUCAAUCAUUAUGGGUUUUUUUAAUAUCAGAUUCAAAGGCACACUUAGUCCUAUCCUUCAAACCUUUAAACUUUAUUUCACCUGGAAGGCCUAUCGAGAUGAGGAAUCUCUUCUCGCGGGGGAAGACGUGGAGCGUACAAGAUUGAAAUACCAAUCAACUUAGUAUCUGAGCAGAGUUUGGAAGAAUGAAAGCGGAGCCCAACCCUUUAUUGUCUGAGAUUAGAGUGAAGUGUGCAGCUGUUACCGCGGGGACUGCCUCAGGGGUGACCAGCUGAUCACACAAAAUGAGGACACGAUGAGCGAGUCGCAGAUAAGACACUGCAAUCAAUCACCGAGCUGACAGGCGAGCAGCAUCCGUCAGACUGAUCAGCACAGGCUAGUCCUGUUGCUUUGGAGGCUUGAGCGUGAACAAUGACUGUAAAUCACUCAUAUACACUGCUGUGAAUGCACCCAUUAUGCUUUAAUGGGCUUGCCCUCUUUUAAAUCCUUUUUUAAGCUAGAUAGUGAUACAGAUCCUUUUUAUAUAAUACCAGUAGUGUGGAUGGAAGAGGAACUGCUAGAAGAUGAAGUGCAAGAUGAAGAACUAUUUUUCAUAAACAUAAACUUGUGCAGACGAGGGGAUGAAUUGAGUCAUGGGAGGGUAAUGCUCUCAGGGAUCGUUGGGGGGCGGGGGGAGGUAACAGGCCUUGUUGAAGCUAGAGCUGCUAAUUUAGGUAACAUCUCAUGUGUCCUAUUCUUUUUACAGUAUAAUACAAGUAUUACUGAGUUUGCCUCCAUAAUUCUGACAAAUGUAUAUGAAUCUAUACAUUUUAGUGAAAUAGGGUAUGCGUAAUGUUCUUUAUUGUUUGAACAGUUAUUGCGAGAACCACUCCAUCCUGUGGUAUUUUUCUUUAAAUUCACCGGAAAUGUUAAGCACACACGAUUAGUUACACAAAUGUAUUGACCACCAGUUCUGUUGCAUUAAACAGUGUUAUGUUCUUACACAGAAUAAAUUAAAGUGACCUUCAGAAUUCCUUCCUUCA
Molecule: messenger RNA, 8373 nt
Organism: Anguilla rostrata (American eel)
Lineage: Eukaryota; Metazoa; Chordata; Actinopteri; Anguilliformes; Anguillidae
Product: multiple PDZ domain protein
Exons: 49
Coding region: 248-6571 (2107 amino acids)
Biological process (GO): microtubule organizing center organization; tight junction assembly; regulation of microtubule cytoskeleton organization
Cellular component (GO): cytoplasm; apical part of cell; plasma membrane
Molecular function (GO): protein binding
Source: RefSeq, a predicted model, not a curated record